This is a messenger RNA of Mollisia scopiformis, 527 nucleotides long. RefSeq lists its product as uncharacterized. The record is from RefSeq and is a predicted model, not a curated record. NCBI's taxonomy places the organism in Eukaryota, Fungi, Ascomycota, Leotiomycetes, Helotiales, Mollisiaceae. Bases 91 to 387 code for a protein of 98 amino acids. The transcript has a single exon.
CGGCCCUAACUGGAGUCUCUACGCCGCUUCAAUCUUCAAGCGAUCCAUGCAGCCAUCUAAGGACGCCACCAUCUAAAACUACUGUAACCGAUGAAAGUUAAAAAGUUCGGAUCUUCAACCCAUAUCAGUUUCGGAAAGUCCAGCUUUCUCAGAUCAGCUCUUUCAUAUCAGUAUUUCUGUUUGACAUGGUAUAUCCUCCUCACACAUAUCCUCUCAAGAAUCGCUGUUGAAAUGUCUGUUCUCUCCGCUUCCUCAGGAUGCCAGUCAAAGGCUUGGAAAACUGAGAGCCUGAACCCUGUUCGAGAUGCAGGUACUCCCGCUCAGACUUAUGGAGCCGCCAAGUUUGCAUUGCUCUCUCGAGCUUCCCCUCGGGUCGGGAAAGUUUGAUAUUCUGUGCCUCGGACCUCGUCCUUUAGAUUCUAUAGGACAUUUCUACUGUAUAUAUUUCUUUGUUGGAUCAGCUCAGGGGUCAAGCUUCUCGAAGUCGUGAAGUCCCGAGAUCAGGCCAAUGUCGAUCCCUUUGCAAC